Cryptosporidium ubiquitum is the source of this 1512-nucleotide messenger RNA. RefSeq lists its product as uncharacterized. The transcript has a single exon. The coding region runs from base 1 to 1512 and encodes 503 amino acids. NCBI's taxonomy places the organism in Eukaryota, Apicomplexa, Conoidasida, Eucoccidiorida, Cryptosporidiidae. The record is from RefSeq and is a predicted model, not a curated record.
AUGAUAGAAACAACUAUUUCUGAGCAAACCCUUUCACCAUCCUCUAGCGAAAUUAUGAGGAAGGCGACUAGGCUGGUCGAUCAACUAUUACUUAAAACUAGCAAUGAUUUUUCAAAUGGAGGAGCAGCUCUGUUGAAGCAAAACAAUGUUUUUGGCUCAAGAGUAGCAGUAGCGGAAGAAAAUAUGAAUUGCGAAUCAAACUCAAUCACGGACUCGGAAACAUUUUCAGCUUUAAAUAGUGCAAGAAAGAGUAUUCCGAGUAUUGAUAUAAUUAAGAGGCUUGCAGGACGCCUAAAGAACAAAGAUUCCGAUACUAUCAGUGAACUUAAUUUUCCGAAGAGAACAACGUCUAAUAAUCAGGAUGUUGGUGAUCACUGUUUCAAAAUGUCAGAUAACUGUAGAUCUAAAUCUGCUUCACCAACUAACGGUGAGAACAAAGAAGAAAACAAUAGUGGUUUAUCGCACGACUUUGCCCAAAUGAACGCGAAACUGAGUGAAAUUAAUAAGAGAGUAGAAAGUUUAAGUAGCAAUAUUGAAGAUAUACAAGAUACUGACCGAUUGGAAGAUGUAGGUUAUUCUGCUAAGGUUGAAAACAGAAGAGAUUUUAACGGAUUUGACGGUGAAGGGAAUGCAAAUCCUGGAGUUUACGAAGAGGAUACUGACGAUAAUUAUUUAAGCCAACUCAACGUAGCGGUCUUACAACAAGAAAGACUGAGAAUGUGGGCAAGAGAUAACGCAAAAUAUGCUUCAUCUAUAAGCAAUACAUCGGAAAGUGGUAAUAACCGAGAGUCGGAACAUAUUCCUUUUUCAGAUGUUUACUACACUCACCAAUCUUUCAAGUACAGAAGUGGUGAACUAACAAGUUCUAGUGGUAUCUUAAAUUCAAGUGUACUUUCUACAACGGCAUCUGGCACAACCGGCCAGUUUGCACACAGCAAUGACACGGCAAUAUACGAAGCUAAAUCGAACGUCAGAAACUGUGUUUCGGAAUUCUCUGGAACAACAAAGUUUUGCACUAAUGGCGAGAACUCAGAAAACAAGAAUUUAGAAGCUGGGGUUACCUUGGCAACAGGUUCUUUCGGGAGGAUCCCAGGUAAAUUUGCUGAACCUAAAGCUUUAAGGUUCAUUCGCGUUGGAAACCAACUAAGAAGAUCAAUAACAGUAACACCUUUGGUGGAGGAUAUGCAGAGAAUUUUGAGUAGGGAAGUAGUGAAUCCGAAUGUCUCUUUCAAUGAUUCCGAUUUUGAUUCAAGGAUACAAUUCAAUAGCAAACUAGAGAAACUAAUUAACUCUAACAUUUCACCUUUCAACUCCUCCAAAUCAUCAGGCCAAUUUUCAAAUAACAUGGUCAUUAUUACAGUAAAAGACAGUGGUAGCGGUUUUAAAAAACCCAUUAGGCCAAGGACAAUAGAUGACGCAGCAUCUAUAGAUAGUGCAGAAAGUGACAGAAACUAUUUCUUUAGUUGCAGAGAGUGUUCGUGGAACCCUGCUAACGCGUGCCAAAUUCAGUAA